This is a messenger RNA of Phasianus colchicus (ring-necked pheasant), 7250 nucleotides long. It is a transcript of the gene MAMLD1, whose product is annotated as mastermind like domain containing 1. NCBI's taxonomy places the organism in Eukaryota, Metazoa, Chordata, Aves, Galliformes, Phasianidae. Gene Ontology annotation, cellular component: nuclear body. The record is from RefSeq and is a predicted model, not a curated record. Gene Ontology annotation, biological process: regulation of transcription by RNA polymerase II.
CAGAAGAAAAUUACUCUGCUGUGUACCUUUCAUCUGAUGUAGAAUGGGAGUUCUUGUGUUCUUGUUUGUGUUAUGCUGGCUUGUGAUUGUGCCACACUUGUACUCUUCAUUCCUUACAAACAAACACAGUUGGCUGUGUGUGUUUUUUUCUGUAAUCUUCUACCAGAGGAAUAUCUUCAGUUUUUGGUUGUUUUUUUUUUUACAUUCUUCCUAUGUUCAGCCUAAUAAUUAUCUUUACUCUGGAAUGGAGCAAAUCUAAUUCAUACACAGAAUCAUAGAAUCUUGUAAUCUUUUGAGUUGGGGGAGGUCUGCAGGAUUACUGAACCCAACUCCUGACUCCACACAGCACCACCCCAGCUCUCUCCCUUGAAUUUUGCCUCUCAUUCUCACAUGCUUUGUAUUUUGGGCAGAAUUAGGACAACCUCUUGUCUCAGCUGGUGAAGAGCUGUGUAUUUAUCUUGCAGUCCAUGCAAUUUCACUCCCCAGGAGCUUUACUUUGAGUUUUAGCUCCCAGUAAACAUACACUCAAAGUGUUUUUCAGACAAGCCAUUGAUUUUACUCAAUUUCUGGUCAAAAGCAUGCAAGUAGCAAGCUUUACAUGAUUUCCAUCCAUCUCCUUUUGGAUCACCGAGAAAUUCAUGAAUCCUUGAGUGAAUCUGUGACCAGCCCUUGCACUGCUCAGUUGCUGCUCCCUUUGGUGUACAAGACAAGCAGUGGGGCAGCCCCUGCCCACUGUAAUUCCCCAUCUGUGCUGAUUCCAGGAGUGCCUGGACGAGUCCCACAGCAUGGCCACCCAGGGGCUCGGUUUGGGCCUGUGCUUAGCCUGCACUGCCCUGCAGGAUGCAAACUUCUCCCUUCACCUUGGCCUCGUCUCAGCCCAUCCCAACUGUCCUGGGGCCUCUCUCGGAGCAAGCAUGGCACACGCAGUUAUUUAGCAUCUCACAGUAACAGUUCUCCUUAAGUAGGUUAAAAGACCAGUUUUCCCAAAGCAGUAGAGUACUGGACAAGGAUUAGUCACAUUUGUAUGUUUCAGAAAAGACUGUUCAGCACACUCCUCCCAUCAGGGUUAGUCUUCAGGUGCACUUUGCAGCUCUCAGGCUCUGGCUUUUGAGUGAGACGUCUCAAACUGGGAAAUAAAUGUCUCCACUUGAAAUGAGCAGAGCAAAUGAUGUUUUUCCGUGAAUAUUAAAGCUGCGGGCUGAGGAAAGGCCCCAUAUCAAUUCCAUUCUCACCCAAGUGUUCAGGGUCUCAAUUCAUCUCCCACCUUCCCAGUGAGGACACAAGCCACCAUCUGACAAGCAGAUCCCCAGACAACUGAAUUAAGACAGCAACAUGAUGCACAGCCCAGGUUCAUACAGCUGAGUAACCCCACUCAUGUUGCUUCCUUCUGGGGAAGCCCUUUGGCUGAGCUUUACAAGGCAGACCAUGCAAAUUACAGUCCUUACGAUUCAGGAACUUCAGGUGACUGGGAAGAGUCAUGAGUGACGUGGUUUUCCAAAGCUUCCAGACAGAUGAUGAGUGUGCGUUGCAGGUCCUGUGUGGAAGUAUGGCACGGAUCUGCCACGCAUUUGUCCUCUGCACACAGUGUGCUCGAUGAGCACAGCCUACCCUGCCAGCAAACACAGGAAUCCUGGCAUCCACACCUUUAUACACGAGCUAAAGGUGUGAGCAAAGGUGCAAGCAGAUGUAUCCCUGUUGAUGAGCUGAUAUUGCUGAUAUUUGUUAGCUCAGGGUUGUUAUGAAACAUGAAAAGAUGAGCUUGGUCUACAAGCCAGGUGCAAGCUGAAGAUCAUGCUGGAUGGAAAUCUUUCAGAAAAGUGAGGCUGGAUCCUGGCUCCAAUAGUAUGCAUUUGGGCAUAGUCAGUGGGUUUUAUUAAAAUAAGUUCUUAACUUUGUAGACUAUAAUUUUCUACAGCUCUGUUUUAUGGCUGGUACAAAUCAGCCAUUUCAUUAGCAGGGGUGCAACAUCUCCAUGUCUCAUCUGCUGUCAGCGUACUGGGACAGGGCUUCCAGACCUCCGGGACAGUGGGACAGGAGGGACAGACUUAGGAAGGUACUGAAAUUAUGCCAAUUAUGCAUGGACUCAACUGCCCUCCUGACUGGCUGCAGUUUGCUGGAGAGGUGUGGGUGGGCUCUCAGCUUGCAGCUGGUGGUCUGUCAGAACGAACAGUGCAAGGUUGCACUGCUAACCAGUGUGUUUGCAGGCAGAGAGGUGAGUGGCAGCUCUGUUUGGAUUUGUACCUGUCCAGAAAUAUGUGCAUAGCACAAAGCAGGGAAUGAAACAACUCUGCUGCUUCCUUCUUGCUAACCUGGGUUCACCUGUGAGAGGUGAGUUUAACCCUUUUAUGACUGUUCAGAGUGCAGAAUAUUGUAUAGUCACGGCAUGAAAACAGGAGAUCACACUUUUGCUCCUUGUGCCCAUGGCAUCUUUUCAGUGAUUUGUACACUCAGAUUUGGGGGAGGGGGUGCAGGGAAAUAAUUCAAUCCAUGGACACUGUUUUCUGGAGCUAGCCUACUUCUGCAUUACAUGAAAUUGACGCCUUGCAAAGUAGGCUCUAAAGUUGCUCAGCAGCAUUUUGCAUCUUAAAACGCUGUCCACGGACUGCUGAAUUCUUGCCUUUAUGUACAUGAAAAAGAAAUUGCCUUGGAUCUUUGAGGUUUCCAGCUUUUGAAGAGAGGAAAGUGCUGCUUCCCCUUUAAGCCCGGAGCGGUGUGUGUGUGAGAGUGUGUGUGAGUGUGUGUGUGUCUCCUCCUCUUUGAGUGACACAGCACUUAGAUAUGCCUAUCAGUAACUUAAACCCCACAAACUCCACCUUCUAAGUGAGGAAGCUGUGGGUUGAUGGAAAUGUAGCGAGCAGAUUGAGACAGACAGUGAAUCAUUAGCAAACUGCAACGCCAGGAUGAACUUGUCUGGAACCUAAAAGGAGAAAACAGUCUCCGAAUCCUCCGCGGUGCCGGGCUUUGCUAAAUACAGCCAAAGUGGAUCUAAAAGCUGGUUGAUCCCCACUCCAAGAUGCUGCUGGUUUCCCAGCGGGUAGAAGCACCACGUAUGGAGCCGCAUAUUCCGUUACAGGGAUCCAUUAAAAGAAAACUGGAAGAUGAUAGCUCUCCUGCCUCCAGUGGUGUGCCUGAUGUCAUUUUCCCAAAUGACAGUAAAAGACUUUGUCUCGAUGAUGUAACCCUUUCCAUGGGCCAAGGUACCAAUCCCAAUGUGGCGUGUCCAGAAAUGCAAAGUUCUCCAUUCUCCACCAGUCACAGCACUUCUUCCAUGGCAGUCACAGGUCAUUCAGUGCUCUUGGAAAACAAUCACAUGAAUGGUAGUGGCAUCGGCUCCCCAUUUUCUGUGCCACCCAACACGGAAAUAAAUCAGAAGGGCUCAGUAGGAGGGCAGGGUAACAGCAUUGUCCACUAUGAUGAGAAAGGAAACAGUUUACAGUCUGUGGACCAGGAGCUGCAAGAUCUGUUGGAAGAACUGACAAAGAUGCCUGAUCCUUCUCCCAAUGACCUGGAUCUGGAGAAGAUUCUGGGCAGCAAGGCUGAAGAGCCACUUGGGCUGAGUCAUUCUCAACCAAGCAUAAGUACCACUCCAAAGUCCUCCCCGCAGACUUCCCACUUGGAGAACCAUGUUGCUAACAAAGACUUUUCCCCAAGCUGCAACCCAACCAGUGGGGGAUCUCCUCAGAUGAGGCCAUCAUCUGCUGGAGCUAACUUCCAGGUUCCUCCCUCAAACAAACCUGCUGCAUCACCCAUCUCUGCAGCAGCUCAGAGCAAGAAUCAGCCACCACCCAUGCUUCCAGUACCCUUACCCAACAUACCUGGCUCCAACUGGCAUGCUCAGCAGCUAAAGCAGCUGGCAGCUAGCAAGCAGGUGUCUACUACAAAGCAACAAGUACAGGCUCCUAGCUGGCCAUCUAUGUCUCCUCCUGGUCUCUCUCCUCCUUAUAGGGCAGGAUCAUCCCCCCACCAUCAGCCUUUCAGUCCUCAAAAUGUUAUGGUAUCUGGUAUGCCUGCUAAUAAUUUACCAGGAAACAACAUUCAGAGUCCUCAAAACACUCUGCUUUCAAGCAUGACUUCCAGCAGCACCCCCUCCAACGGCCCCUCUCCUCCCUACGGGUCUGAGAAGCUUUCCAGUCCAGCUCUGAACCAGCAGCCCUUCAGCCCACAGAGCUCCAUGCUGCCAGCCCUGACGGCAGCCAGCUUACCAGCCAGCAAUAUUAAAAGUCCACAGAACAACUUGGUUGCCAGCAUGGCUUCCACAAAUACUGGACCUUCUCCACCAUACAGGCCAGAGAAGCUGUCAAGCCCCGCUCUGCAUCAGCAGCCCUUCAGUCCUCAAGGUCCAUUAAUCUCUAAUAUCACUCCCAACAACAACCCCACAAAUAUGCAGAACUCACUUUUUAAAUCAAUGACUACGAGCCAGUCCAAAAAUAUGAAUAUAAUUAUGCAACAGCCAUCCGCGAGCUUACAGCCAGGUCUGGUGAAUGAGAGCCCUGUUAACCAAGACCAGUUUUCUUUCAACAACACCAAGCCACUAUCUCACUUUGCCUCGGAGUCAGCUACUCAAAAGAUGUCACCCCUGACAGCAGGACAAGGGCAGCAGUCGCUCAUUCACUAUCUCCAGCAGCAGCAGCAGCAGUCUCCAGCCGCCCAGCAGUCCCAGCAGGCUAACAACAGCCAGUUCCUCCAGCAGCAGUUCCGACAGCUGAUGCAGCCACACCGGGUGCAGAGACACAUGCAGUCUGCCACACUGCCAUCUCAGAACAGACAGGAUCAGAAUCCUGGACUUGUUGCCAGACUUCAGGAGCCGGGCUCCGUCCCAAGCGGAGGCUCUGUGCCGGCACCAGCCACGGUGAAUGGGUACACAAUGAGGAACCAUUUACUGAAGCAGCAAAUAAUGAAACGACAGCUGAUGCAGGAAAAGCAGAGACAAAACAUGCUGGGAGUAACAUCUGAGCAGAGGAAUUUGUUUGCAGCUCAACAGAUCAAUCAGUUUCAAGCUGUGCAGCAGCCCAUUCCCGCUGACUGCAGCCAGCCAAUGCCAGCCCCUCCGCCCAACCACCACAUGCUGCCGUCGAACCCAGCCAUGCUCCAGAGCACUUUGGGCGCCAGCAUUACCCCAGUCACUGCCAGCCAGAGCAGCGGAACGAUGGUGAUGAUUCCACACAACCCUGGCAAACAGCAGGCGGUUUUCCCACCUAAUUCCGACUUUAACAUCCCGCUGCGGCCGAGCCAGAACUCACUGGCCAUGAACUCAGGGUGCCAAACCGUACACAGCCACGCAGCGGUGCAGCCAGGCAUGCCGAUGGCUGGCUUUAAUUCUGGCUCCUUGGUGAAUCACUCAGCAGCUCAGCAGCACUUGAGACAGCCGAGCGUGCCAAGAAUCCCCAACGUCUAUCCCAGCUCCUCUGCCCAGAUGUGGACGCCGAAUGCGGUACCAAGAAUGCCAAAUCAAAGCCAAAUGGAUACCAGCAUGCAGCAGUUCUCCAGUAACGCUCUUUUCUCCAAACAGAACGUGCGACCAAACGCAUCGGGUCAGCAGUUUUCCCAGCAGGCUGUAGUGCCACCUAAUCAGAUUGCUCCCGGAGUCCAGGUCAGACAGAUGCAAAAACUAAGCAUGGGACAGUCUGGCCAGGGCUUGAGCUCAAUGAGUAAUCAGAACUUGAGACAUAAUUUAACCAGGGGACCGCUGCCAGCUAUGAAUGUUAUGAAAUCGAUUCCACAGGGAGUGUCCAGCUUUAACCAGCUCAAUCCCCCCGCAGGCCUCGGCCCACCAAGCUACCCCACUGCGGGGCAGCCGCCUGACGCCUUCAGCAGGAUGAGCGCAGCUGCCGAGCUGCCGCAGUAUGACUUCGUGCCCCAGCACAGCAGCAACGUCCUGCCCGCUAACUGCAGUGACACUGACUUCCUCGACUCGCUCAUGAAGAGCAGCAGCAGCAACGACGAAGAGUGGUUGAACAAUCUGACCAUGAUAGAUGACAUUUUGGGACAGCACGCUCAGAGCUCCGGACACGUGUAGCUUGGAGGGCAGCAAUGGCUUUGUAAAUACCGUACGUGUGACUUUUAAAUGCGGCUCGUGGCCCGUGAGAGCUGCCACUUCUUUCAGUACAGAAUGAAUAGACUCCGCCAAUCCUUUGCCUGCAUCAAAGUUUAAUAUUGGCAGUUUUUCAUAUCAGUGUAUAUAUUUGAAUAUUUUGUAAAUUAUGUUUUCCUAAACCUUAAAUGUAGAAGUAUUUAUACUUCUUUGCUGGUCUGUUUGUAAAUAAAUCUAUAGCAUAACUUUUGGUUUUAUUAUAGGGAUUUCAUUAUACCUUGUUAUAAAUAUGCAAAUAAUAUUGUUAGUUUCAGUAAUACUGUGUAUUACAGCAUAAAAUACUUAUGUUUUUGACAUAACUUAACACAUGAACUAGGGGUGUUGUUGCAACCAGACUAUGCAGAAACCAAGAGUGGCAUCUGUUCUCCCGCAUCAAGAGAAAAGAUCGAAAAGUUGCAUUAAAAACCAACCAAUACAUGCGAAAGGAACUGCUGAUUGACUCAUAGCUCAAUCCUGCAGCCUGAGAGCGGGGUGUGGGUCCGCCCGGGGCCCCCAGCACAGUCAGGAACCUGCCGGCAGGGAUCCGCUGCAGGAUCAGGGGAAGUCCUCCACCCGGUGCACUCCGGUAUGCUGACAUGACACCGGCAGGGCACCUCCCGUCGUCCUGCAGUGAGGGUGCGCUUGUGAUGUUGCAGCUGUUGACAGAGGUGUGUGUGUGUGUGUGUGUGUGUGUGUGUGUGUGUGUGUGAGUGUGUGUGUGUUUGUGUGUGAGUGUCUGUGCACCGCAGCCAGCUGGGGGCCAGCAUGCGGUGACGCGGGUAAGGCGACGAUGGCGGUCUGACAUCGCCAAGGUUCCCUGGUCCUUCGGUUCUGGUUUGCACACCUCUGCCGUGUAUUUUUGUAGCGUACAGGUGAUUUGUUCCUGGUUUUAAGGCUUUUCAUAAUUUCUGUUUUAAUGUGAGACUUUUUUCAGGGGAAAAGUCUAUAAACAUGAAUAGUUAAUUUUUGAUGUUUUUCUGUCAGCUACUAUACUGUCCUAUGUAUAUUUAAGAGUCUGUUUAUAAAAGAUUCGCUGUACUGUAAACUUAAAAUGUUCAUACUUUGUGUAAUCAUAUUUUAAUAGUCACAUCAUACUUCGCAAUACAUUUGUAAUAUAACGUCAGCUUCAAGCACAGAAUGUUUUUUUCUUCAUACCAUAAUAAACUGCCGGGGGAAAAUU